Gilbertella persicaria is the source of this 2352-nucleotide messenger RNA. Its product is annotated as Dolichyl-phosphate-mannose-protein mannosyltransferase-domain-containing protein. The transcript has 12 exons. NCBI's taxonomy places the organism in Eukaryota, Fungi, Mucoromycota, Mucoromycetes, Mucorales, Choanephoraceae. Gene Ontology annotation, cellular component: membrane; endoplasmic reticulum. The record is from RefSeq and is a predicted model, not a curated record. The coding region runs from base 298 to 2352 and encodes 684 amino acids. Gene Ontology annotation, molecular function: dolichyl-phosphate-mannose-protein mannosyltransferase activity. Gene Ontology annotation, biological process: protein O-linked glycosylation via mannose.
AUAACACUGUAUCCAUAUUCAAUCAUAGUUUUGUCCUACAAAUUGAAAAAUAUAUUGCCUCUUGGCUAUACUUUAAUUUUAAAUUAAUUUUGCUUGGCAACGCAUGAAGCAUUCCUCUCCUUUUGUUAUGUACAUGUUAAAAUUUAAAAGAAUGUAAGAAAAAGCCAAGAGAGUUCAUGUCACACUAAAUCAACAUUUUCAGCCAGAAUUUAGAAUGGAGUUUUGAACACAAGCGGAGAGACAAGGAAAAAGACAGCGAACAUUUUUCUUUUCUUUUUUUCUAUCUCUUUUUAGCACAUGACAAUUGAUAACAUACCAUAUUCUAACCCUCCUCCGCCAGAGAGGAUGGAUUCUCUUUAUUAUAAACAUUUACCUACACAAGACCAUGUCCCAGUUGCUAUAGAAGACGUUGCUUAUACCACAGGCGUCACAACGACAUCAGACUCGUUUCGUAAAAGAAACCAAGCAUAUACACGUAAACCCAAUAGCGACUAUGACGACUCAGACUUGGACUUGACCAAGUCUAGUAAAUUCAGACAAAAGAAAGAAAAAGACAAAAGGAUUUCUCGAAAGAAAGAUUUGUAUAUAGCUGCAGCCUUGACUCUCUGGGCUGCUUAUAUUCGAUUAUAUAAGAUACACCAACCUUCUUCUGUUGUGUUUGAUGAGGUUCAUUUUGGUGGAUUUGCCACGAAAUAUAUUCGAACUCGAUUCUUUAUGGACGUGCACCCACCUUUGGCAAAAAUGUUGAUUGCACUUGUUGGAAAACUAGCUGGUUUAGAUGGAUUUGAUUUUAAAGAGAUUGGAAAGGAUUAUCUUAAAGAGAAUGUGCCUUAUGUAGUUAUGCGCACAUUUUGUGGCAUAAUGGGAUUGUUGGUAGUACCAAUUGCUUACCUCACUAUUCGUGGAUCAGGCCAUUCUAUUGCCGCUGGAUUAGUUGCUGCUUUUAUGGUCUGCUAUGAAAAUGGCUUGAUUGCUAAUAACAGAUUAAUCUUGUUGGAUCCUCCACUCUUGUUUUUUACUGCUGCUACCACACUUGCUUGGAUCAAUUUCCAUAACCAAAAGCGCAAGCCAUUUCAAUUUUGGUGGUAUUUUUGGUUAAUAUUGACAGGUUUAGGUUUGGGAUUGACUGUCAGUUGUAAAUGGGUUGGUUUGUUUACUAUUGCUACCAUUGGCCUUUCUACCAUUAAAAACCUGUGGGAGAUUUGGGGAAAUACACGUAUUCCAGUGCCUGUUUUUAUUAGACAUUUUGGUGCUCGGGCAUUGGCUUUGAUUGUAUUGCCCAUUGUGGUUUAUAUGCUUAUGUUUCAAAUCCAUUUUCAUUCGUUACCUAACAGUGGAGAAGGUGAUGGCUUUAUGUCCCCUGAAUUUCAACAGACAUUGGAUGGUCAUACAAGUAUCAGUACACCUAUUGAUAUUGCCUAUGGAUCUAAAGUGUUUAUUCGACAUGUAGCUACAAGAGGCGGUUAUCUUCAUUCUCACUCUCAUAAUUACCCUGCCGGUAGUAAGCAACAACAAGUAACCCUGUAUCCUCAUCGUGAUGAUAACAAUUGGUGGACGAUCUACAAAGUAGGGGACGAACAUCCCACAACCAUUGACUAUGUCAAGCAUGGCGAUAUUAUCACACUUAAACAUUCAGAUUCAGAUAAGCGUUUGCAUUCACACGAUAUUCGUCCACCAAUGACAGACGUUGAUUAUCACAAUGAAGUGAGUGCUUAUGGUUUUGAGAACUUUACGGGAGACGCUAAUGACCAUUGGCGAGUGGAAAUCAUUCAGGGUGAGAAAUCUGACCCAGAAUCGAAGCAGCGAUUGAGAACAAUUCACACCAAAUUUGCUCUUGUGCAUACCAUGCAACAUUGUUCCCUAUUCUCUCAUUCUGUAAAACUACCCGAAUGGGGAUUUGAUCAACAAGAGGUAACAUGUAUCAAGAAUGGAAAGAUUGAAAAGACGGUUUGGUAUAUUGAAUCUACCGAGAAUCCAUUGCUACCUGAAGAUACUGAAAAAGUGUCUUAUAAAAAAUUGAGCUUUUUGGACAAGUUUCUCGAGUUAAACAAGGUCAUGUGGGAUACAAACAAAGGUCUAACUUCUUCUCAUCCAUAUGAUUCAAGACCAGAGUCUUGGCCCUUAUUACGUCGAGGUAUCAACUUUUGGUCAAAGGACAAACUUCACCUUUAUUUGUUGGGAAACCCGCUUGUUUACUGGACGGCCACAACGUCUAUUUUAGUAUGUCUUAUGCUCAAGGGUGUAUUUGUCAUACUUGAUAAAAGAGGAAUACAAAAAGAUUUUGGAGGUAAAAAUGGAUCAACAAAUCAAAAGUUUCUCUGCGCACUGACACACAAAGCUUAUUAUGAUUAG